AUGCAGAAGCUAUUCAGCAUGAGUGAUCUUGGUCUUUUAACUUAUUACUUGGUAAUUAAGGUUAAGCAAAAUGAUGACAUGAUCACAUUGUGCCAAAGCAGCUAUGUGUACAAAAUAUUGAAGCUUUCUGGCAUGGCUGACUGUAUUGCUAGUCGGUACAUGGAGGCACCUACGAUGCAGCAUAUGGCAGCCGUCAAAAACAUACUGAGAUACGUGAAUGGCACAGCCGAUUUUGGGUGUUACUACAAGAGGCACAUCAAGCCGGAGCUCGAGUUGGUCGGGUUUAGUGACAGCGACUUGGUCGGCAACUUAGAUGACCGCAAGAGCACCAUUGGAAUGGUGUUCUUCCUUGGUGCAAGCCUCAUCACAUGGGCAUCACGGAAGCAGAAAAUUGUUGCGUUUUCAUCGUGUGAGGCUGAAUACAUUACAGCGGCGACGGCGGCAUGUCAAGGAAUGUAG
Dioscorea cayenensis subsp. rotundata (Guinea yam) is the source of this 459-nucleotide messenger RNA. RefSeq lists its product as uncharacterized. The transcript has 2 exons. The coding region runs from base 1 to 459 and encodes 152 amino acids. The record is from RefSeq and is a predicted model, not a curated record. Lineage: Eukaryota; Viridiplantae; Streptophyta; Magnoliopsida; Dioscoreales; Dioscoreaceae.